AAAAAGAGGAUUGAGGCUCCACCCCACAUCUUCUCCAUCUCUGAUAACGCCUAUCAGUUCAUGCUCACUGAUCGUGAGAAUCAGUCUAUCCUUAUCACUGGAGAAUCCGGUGCAGGAAAGACUGUCAACACCAAACGUGUCAUCCAGUACUUUGCGACAAUCGCAGUGGCUGGAGGAAAGAAAACUGAGCAAGCCGCUGGAAAGAUGCAGGGGUCGCUGGAAGAUCAAAUCAUUGCAGCUAACCCCCUGCUGGAGGCCUAUGGUAAUGCCAAGACUGUGAGGAAUGACAACUCAUCCCGCUUUGGUAAAUUCAUCAGAAUCCAUUUUGGAACAACUGGAAAGCUGGCCUCAGCAGAUAUUGAAACAUAUCUGCUGGAGAAGUCUCGAGUGACGUUUCAGCUGUCUGCUGAGAGGAGCUACCACAUCUUCUAUCAGCUCAUGACAGGCCAUAAACCUGAGCUGAUUGAGGCUCUCCUCAUCACCACCAAUCCAUACGACUAUCCCAUGAUCAGUCAGGGUGAAAUCACUGUCAAGAGUAUCGAUGACGUUGAGGAGUUCAUGGCCACUGAUACUGCCAUCGACAUCCUGGGCUUCACUGCAGAUGAGAAGGCUAGCAUUUACAAGCUGACUGGAGCUGUGAUGCAUCACGGAGCCUUGAAGUUCAAGCAGAAGCAGCGUGAGGAGCAAGCUGAGCCCGAUGGCACUGAGGUUGCCGAUAAAAUCGCCUACCUCAUGGGCCUGAACUCAGCCGAUUUACUGAAGGCAUUGUGCUACCCAAGGGUGAAAGUCGGAAAUGAGUUUGUGACUAAGGGCCAGACUGUGCCUCAGGUCAACAACGCUGUCAUGGCUCUCUGCAAGUCUGUCUAUGAGAAAAUGUUCUUGUGGAUGGUGGUCAGAAUUAAUGAGAUGCUGGAUACCAGACAGCCCAGAAGCUUUUUUAUUGGUGUCCUGGAUAUUGCUGGGUUUGAAAUUUUUGAUUUCAACAGCUUGGAGCAGCUGUGCAUCAACUUCACCAAUGAAAAACUGCAACAGUUUUUCAACCACCACAUGUUCGUCCUGGAGCAAGAGGAGUACAAGAAAGAGGGAAUUGAAUGGGAGUUCAUUGAUUUUGGUAUGGACUUGGCUGCCUGUAUUGAGCUGAUUGAGAAG
Messenger RNA from Plectropomus leopardus (leopard coralgrouper), 1149 nucleotides. Lineage: Eukaryota; Metazoa; Chordata; Actinopteri; Perciformes; Serranidae. The record is from RefSeq and is a predicted model, not a curated record.